AUGGCUGCCGUGGCCACUGUACCGGGCCCGGUGUCGGCUUUGACUCCUCCGAGCAGCAGCCAUGGCGAUGGAAAUGAUUGGGACUAUUCUGCUACCAACGCGGAGGCCCCCCUCCGCGAUCAUGCACCCAUGUCCUACGAACAGGCUCAGAAAUCCUCUGCCCCUCCCGCGCACGAUACCCGUACUGCACCAAGAAUAUAUACGCAGGACAUGACCACCCGCAAAAUGCGAUCCGCAGAUAAUCUACACAGCUCCAAGUGGUCCAAAUCCUCCGACUACCAGCGAGAGUUGCUCCCGGGCCUCUCUGAAGAGGAGAAGGCGAAAAGUGACCAAUUUGUAUACAGCCAGGACCAAUCCAAAUGGAUCCAUAGAGAUAAACUGGCCAGAAUAGAGACCGAGGAGCUCGAAGCUGCUGGCUUCUUCCUACCCAAGGGAAGAAGCUCCAGCCGCGCCGCACGCAGAAAUGAGAGCCGCCUCAGCCAUACUGCGGAACCCGAACCCAAUACGAACCGCACCAAGAAGGAUUCCGCAUCUCUCGAGCCGCUCUCCUCGCCACCAACUUGGGAUCUGCGAACGCCCCAGGAGAUUGCCGAUGCCCAAGCCAAUUCAUAUUUUACCAACAAUGCUCUCACCGGCAGCACCCGAAUUCCUGUUGCUAAAAUCAGCCCGGUCCCAAUUGCUCUUGAAUUUCUCGAGCAUGGCUCCCUUGCAGCUCGCCAAAACUCUGAUGACGACGCCCCCCUCUCAUAUGACAAAACUCGUUCUCGCAGCGCCAGUGCCGCUUUUAGAGAUAGCAGCAGUAGUGCGACAAACGGUAAGCCAUCCAUUACAGAUUCUUCGCCCAAGAAGCACGCGCGCAAGAAUAGCGCCAGCAACCCUAUGAGACCAGGCACGAGAGGCAAGGACUCCUCUAGCAGCGCUAGAUCACGCCCACCGACACGAAAUAGUCGAACCGCUUCUAGAGCGAAGCAUCCCGAAGGAGAGCCGCCGUGGAUGGCCAACACGUUCAAGCCCGAUCCGCGACUGCCGCCCGACCAGCAGAUUCCUCCCUUUGUUGCCAAGAAGAUGGCACAGGAGCAGAUGGAGAAGGAGGGCACGUUUGGUGACGCAUACGAUAAGGACUUUCGUCCUCUCAACACAAACUCUCUGGGUUUUCCAAAACAUACUGCUGAAAAUGUCGAGCCCGAAAAAGAGGGUGAGCCGACAGAGGAUGAGUGGCCGCUCAAGCCGGCCAUCACGAACCGACCGCUGAUGCGCACCGGUUCCAUGUACUCUACCAUGCCUAAGAUCAUCGACAAACCGCCAGGCACGCCAGUCCCCAGUCCUCGUCCGGCCAAUAACGCCAUCAUGGGUCCGUUACAAACCACUUCACCCCCAGUACAACAAGCGCCGCAGUCUGUACCAGAGGAAAUUAAGAAAGACGGUUGCGGCUGCUGUGUGGUCAUGUAA
Beauveria bassiana ARSEF 2860 is the source of this 1449-nucleotide messenger RNA. Its product is annotated as putative TeaA receptor TeaR. The transcript is spliced from 2 exons. The record is from RefSeq and is a predicted model, not a curated record. Bases 1 to 1449 code for a protein of 482 amino acids. NCBI's taxonomy places the organism in Eukaryota, Fungi, Ascomycota, Sordariomycetes, Hypocreales, Cordycipitaceae.